Messenger RNA from Coprinopsis cinerea okayama7#130, 2283 nucleotides. RefSeq lists its product as hypothetical. Gene Ontology annotation, molecular function: DNA-binding transcription factor activity, RNA polymerase II-specific; transcription cis-regulatory region binding; zinc ion binding. Gene Ontology annotation, cellular component: nucleus. The record is from RefSeq and is a predicted model, not a curated record. The coding region runs from base 1 to 2283 and encodes 760 amino acids. Gene Ontology annotation, biological process: DNA-templated transcription; regulation of DNA-templated transcription. NCBI's taxonomy places the organism in Eukaryota, Fungi, Basidiomycota, Agaricomycetes, Agaricales, Psathyrellaceae. The transcript is spliced from 15 exons.
AUGUCCCAGUCCCCAACAGGUGCCAAUGAUUCUGAGCAAGCCGCUAAAAGGAGACGCACUGACGCUGGGCCAGUUGCAACCGCCCCAGUUACCCAACCAGAGCAAUCAGUGACCGCCCCGCCUCAGCCGCCUCCGACUCAUAUUCCCAAGCGAGGUGCACGGGCCUGUACCAACUGCAGAAAGGGCAAAAACCGCUGUGAAGGAGAGCCUCCAUGCAAACGAUGUCAAGCGAGCGGGACACCCUGUAUCUUUGAAAAGCCAGAGAAGAAAAAUGUACAAUCUUUGGCAGGACCCAGCAAUGAGAGACUUCAAAGGCUCGAGGGCCAGUAUCUGGUUCUCCAAAGCCAGAUGAUUGGCAUGCAAGCCUCCUUGGACAGAAUCCUGUCUGCAGUGGCGCCCCAUGCUGUCCCUCCUCAGCCUCUGCCAGGCCACCCACCGGCUCCCUACCCCCCUCCCGCUAUGGAGGCUCCUCCCAAUCCACCCGGCGUCCCAGGUCAGCCUCCCCGUAACGGUUUCGAGAUGCCCGCCCCUCCCAUCGACCGUGCGCGAGGCUUCCCGCCUCUCCCCGGAUUUGCCCCACCACCUCAUAAAUAUGCAUCAUACGGCAUUAUUCCCAGCACAGCUGCUUCUUCCGAGGAUGAAUCUGAGGAUACGUUGCCACGAUCAACCAUCAACGCACCGAUCGAAGCUUUGCAAGGGCUCGCAAAUGCCGCUGCAGAAGCUGCUGCAGCUCCCUCCGCCAUCUCUCCUAGAGUGAAAAAGCGCAAGAGGGCUGCAGAGCCGACACCAAGGAAUGCAUUUCCUCACGUCGUUGAAAAGGGGCUUGUAUCGGAGCAAGAGGCUCGAGAACUCUUCAACAUCUUCUUCGCAGGAUGCAACCUUUUCAUUCCCUUGUUCGAUCCUGCAUAUGAUACCUACGAGAGUCUAUCAGAACGUAGCCCCUGGACCUUUGAUGCCAUCCUAGCCAUCGCUGCAAAGAUCCGCAGUGGCAAUGGCCCUCUCAGUGAUACGUUCUACAAGUGUCUGGAGGAGGCUCAAGGAAUCGCAAGGUCCUCACUUUUCGGACCUGUCGUCAGAAAGGAGGCAGUUCAAGGAAUGCUCCUGCUUGCGGCGUGGAGCACCAACGGCUGGCUCCCAAGCGGGCACGCCAUGAGAAUGGCCCUGGAUCUUGGCCUCCACCGUGCUCUCGACAAGCUUGCUGAUGACAGUGGAAAGCAAAGGUCAGAAGAAGAAGAAAGGAACCUUGUCGUCUCUGCACGCAUUUGGCUCUGCCUCUAUUGGUUCGACCAUCAGAUGAGUCUGGGAACAGGGCGACCUGUAGUCCUUCGCGAUGAAUCGAGCAUUCGGCAUUGUCGUCUCCUGUUGUCGCAUCCCAUGGCUUCACCUACCGAUGUUAGGCUGAUCGCCCUGGUUGAAAUGGUUGCCCAAAAGACCCAGAUUUAUGAGACUUUGGGACCUCUAGACGGUCAAGUCAACCACAAUACCUUGUCGUUCAUUCGCAGGGCCAACGUUGCACUGGACAAAUGGUGGACUGAACACGACGAACUACACCGUAAAACAAUGGACCAAGAAUCCCUCCUCCGAAAACUGCUCGCUGGCGACCUGCACUAUGCCAAGCUCUGGCUAGUCUGCCUCGCCCUGCGCGGCGCCUCCUGGGACAAAAUGCCAUUCGAACAACGCGAGCUCGCUUUCCAGGCCAAAGAAGCUGCCUCUAAUUGUCUGGCCAUUUUCCUAACUUCCGCAGAAUACAGGGCCUCCCUGCGAUACGCGGUGCACGACAGCUUGGUCACAGCGGCGUUUUCGGGACUGUUUCUGCUCAAGAUGGCGAGCUUGUUCCCAAGAGAGAUCGAUCUGGCGGCAACGACAACCCAGGUCGAGCAGAUGGCGCAGCUGCUCUCCGAUGUCGCUGCUGAGAGAUAUGCAUUCACCUUGCGUAUCAUGCUCGCCAACUUGCGCCGAAAGGUCGGCAUGCAGACUGGUGUUCACCUGAGCAACCCUCUGCCCGUUAUGCCACCCCCGUCAUUCGCGACGACUAUGGUGGUUCCUCCUCAGACAUACCCCGCCGAUCCGUCUAUGCCACCUCCAUUCACCAUGGAAGAGCUUGGUUUCGCCUGGCCGCAAGAGGGCGUCACCUUCAAUUCUGCAGUUAUCCCUCCUUGGUUGCAAGAACAGAGCUUGACCGACUUGGGUCUGCCUGCAAAUGGAUCUGAGGGUAUCUUCCUUCAAACCAAAGGCACGAAUGGCUGGACUGGAGACUUCAAUCCUAUGCCCGAAGCCUGGUGA